Messenger RNA from Callithrix jacchus (white-tufted-ear marmoset), 6266 nucleotides. The record is from RefSeq and is a predicted model, not a curated record. NCBI's taxonomy places the organism in Eukaryota, Metazoa, Chordata, Mammalia, Primates, Cebidae.
CGCCGCGCUCCGGCGGACCCCGCAGUCCCGCGCGGGUCGGGGCCGACGUAAACUUUCUGUAUUGCAGCAUCGUGGACCCUGGCUUGGGGGCGGCGCGCGGUCAGCCGUCGCCGGGUCCAAGAACCUGCCGGGGUGAACGGGUUCUCCGUGCGCAGGAACCCCCCGGGGGCUGAGAAUAGCGCGCAAUUCGGGGAUGGACACUUGUAGCAAGUUUAAUCAUCCUCCAUUUGUCUGGGGCAACCAAGAAAGGAACAGAAAAGCAAACCACCUCAGAAACACAGAAGUCAAUGCAGUGUGGAACCUGGACAAAGCAUGCAGAGGGAGGUAUCUUUACCUCUCCCAACUAUCCCAGCAAGUACCCCCCUGACCGGGAAUGCAUCUACAUCAUAGAAGCUGCUCCAAGACAGUGCAUUGAACUUUACUUUGAUGAAAAGUACUCUAUUGAACCCUCUUGGGAGUGCAAAUUUGAUCAUAUUGAAGUUCGAGAUGGACCUUUUGGCUUUUCUCCAAUAAUUGGACGUUUCUGUGGACAACAAAAUCCACCUGUAAUAAAAUCCAGUGGAAGAUUUCUAUGGAUUAAAUUUUUUGCUGAUGGAGAGCUGGAAUCGAUGGGAUUUUCAGCUCGAUACAAUUUCACACCUGAUCCUGACUUUAAGGACCUUGGAGCUUUGAAACCAUUACCAGCUCCAUUUUUGUGUGUUUAUUUGCCAUUCUGUUAUUUAGUGUGUGAGUUUGAGAUGGGUGGUCCCGAAGGAAUUGUGGAAUCUAUACAAAUUAUGAAGGAAGGCAAAGCUACGGCCAGUGAGGCUGUCGACUGCAAGUGGUACAUCCGAGCACCUCCACGGUCCAAGAUUUACUUGCGAUUCUUGGACUAUGAGAUGCAGAAUUCAAAUGAAUGCAAGAGAAAUUUUGUGGCUGUGUAUGAUGGAAGCAGUUCCGUGGAGGAUUUGAAAGCCAAGUUCUGUAGCACUGUGGCUAAUGACGUCAUGCUACGCACAGGUCUUGGGGUGAUCCGCAUGUGGGCAGAUGAGGGCAGUCGAAACAGCCGAUUUCAGAUGCUCUUCACAUCCUUUCAAGAACCUCCUUGUGAAGGCAACACAUUCUUCUGCCAUAGUAACAUGUGUAUUAAUAAUACUUUGGUCUGCAAUGGACUCCAAAACUGUGUGUAUCCUUGGGAUGAAAAUCACUGUAAAGAGAAGAGGAAAACCAGCCUGCUGGACCAGCUGACCAACACCAGUGGGACCGUCAUUGGCGUGACUUCCUGCAUCGUGAUCAUCCUCAUUAUCAUCUCUGUCAUCGUACAGAUCAAACAGCCUCGUAAAAAAUAUGUCCAAAGGAAAUCAGACUUUGACCAGACAGUUUUCCAGGAGGUAUUUGAACCUCCUCAUUAUGAGUUAUGUACUCUCAGAGGGACGGGAGCUACAGCUGACUUUGCAGAUGUGGCAGAUGACUUUGAAAAUUACCAUAAACUGCGGAGAUCAUCUUCCAAAUGCAUUCAUGACCAUCACUGUGGAUCUCAGCUGUCCAGCACUAAAGGCAGCCGCAGUAACCUCAGCACAAGAGAUGCUUCUAUCUUGACAGAGAUGCCCACACAGCCAGGAAAACCCCUCAUCCCACCCAUGAACAGAAGAAAUAUCCUUGUCAUGAAACACAACUACUCGCAAGAUGCUGCAGAUGCCUGUGACAUAGAUGAAAUCGAAGAGGUGCCGACCACCAGUCACAGGCUGUCCAGACACGAUAAAGCCGUCCAGCGGUUCUGCCUCAUUGGGUCUCUAAGCAAACAUGAAUCUGAAUACAACACAACUAGGGUCUAAAAAGACAAUUCAAGAGAAGAACUAUUUAUACAAACAUGGGGACUGUGAAAAGAAAAUUCUGUAGUGAAUUGUGAAAAGUGGACAUGUUUCUAAAUUCAUUCCACUGCCUUUAUCCAAACUUAAGAAUUGCAGACAUUUGUUAUUCCUUCGGCAAGACAUCCCCGCUGCACAAUGACAUGUUCAUUUCGUAAUUUGGUUGCUGGCCACCAAGUGCUCCUUAGUUUUUAAAUACAUUUUGAGAUUUACUGGAAACUUGAAGAAGAAAUUAGUUCCCGAUUAAGACUAUCCCAAGUUUAUUUUUAUUGUCAGUUUCACUUUUGUUUCUAUGUUGUUUUAUGUCUUUGUUAUAUAAUUGUACAUUGUGUGAUAUGUGAAAAAAAACAGGAAUUUGGAUGAACCUUGUGUUACAUGUACAUUGUUUUCAUUAUAUAGACUGCUUGAGAAUAGUGCGUUCCUGAAUGAUUUUGAACAUGCUACAGUGAAAAGUGACCGUGGACCAUGGAAUCACCAGCUAGAGGUUAUGGACUAUACACACCUAUUAUUAUAUUCUGAUUAAAUGCAGCAAAAAGUAACAAGUAAAAUUACUAGAUUGCAAUAAAAAAUUUCAUUUUUGGUCUUUCCUAUAUAUCCCCAAUUUUUCUUUUUUGUUUAUAUUAAAGGAAGUACUGAGUUUCAGAAAUCCUUUUUGAAAUCAGGUAUUUUACCAUUCAUACUCUACAGUAGAAAUGUUUUUGAUUAAGCACUCAGCAAUAUGACCAAAUAAGCAGUUUGAGGAAACACCCUGCAUGUCAGUACUGGAUAUUUGAGCUGGGAAAAUAUCCUUUUUGUUAGACACAUUGUAAAAAGCAUGCAUUGUCAAAUACUGUUGUUACUCUUUCAUUUCUUUAUGUCAUAUGCUUGCUACUUAUGACUUUUUAUAUAAAUAUAUAUAAAAUGUAUAAUAAUUUCCUAAUUUGAGUUAAGAGAAAUGUUUUCUUCAAUUAGAGUGAAAAAAAACUGACUUACAUAAAUACGCAUUUUAUAUCAACUCUUUCCACCUUUUAGGGUACAGGAUAUCCUUCAGUAUUGAGGUUUACUUCCCCCAAAUAUUUGGCUUCUAAAAGUUUAGGGGAAUAUGUUCUUCUUUUAGAAUAGGAAAGUCUUUUUUUUUUUCUUUUUUUUUUUACUGUUUUAAAAUCACAGGUCCUUCUAUGAACUAUAUUACACUAUUCUGACUUACUCUUCUUCUCAGGCACACAUAAUACACCUGAAAGCUUAGUGAUUAUAAUGUGUUUAACAUAAAGUAAAAUCCUAAACUAUAUUUUAUUGCUAUUAUGUACACAUUCUGUAAUGUUUGAUUUAGUGAGCAGUUAUUUUUUAAAUAUUUAAUGUAUAAUCUUACAAAAUGAAUUUGAAAAUAAGAAUUCUAUCAGUAUAUAUGCUUAUCAGCUUUUUCAAAACUACUGAAUUCUGCAGGUUGAAAGAGUUCUUUCCGUCCACUAACAGAACAAUCUGGUUUACUAAAAUUUAAAAUUUGCAAUUCAAGCAGGCUUUGCAAACUAAAUAGGCAAAUCACUGUCAUACAUCCCUAUUAGGAAUUCAAUGUUAUAUAUAUCACAAAAUAAUUAAAUAGAAAAUAAAAUAAAAUUUUGUAAUAGAAAAAUCAAAUUAUCCCAGCUAUUAUAAACACUCUAUGUUGAAAAAAUGUCAAGCCACACAAUCACUUCAAUGAAUCUGAUAAGCUGGGGAAUACGGAAAAGAUAUUGAUCAUGACAAAUAAAGAUUAUUUUUCAUUGUUAUGCUACAUAUUUUAUACAUAUUCCUUGUGAUAAAAUCUAUUAUUUUUAUUUAGCUUGACUAGUUUAUUUAUUACCAUGUUUUUUUUCUUUGCCCUUUAAUUCAAAGUUAAUGCACCAAAGAUUUUUAAAAAAUGAUUAAUCGUAUCUUAUAUUGCUUUCUCUAUUUAGAAAUCUUCAGAAGACUCCUUUCCCUUUGAAUGAUAAUCUCAAAAGUAUGAUACACCUUUCAAGGCUUUAUGUAUAACAGCAAUAAAAGUGGUGAAAUAAGUUAGGUGAAUGGUUUACUAUACAUUUGCUUUAUAUCUGUCCGAUAUGUUCAUCCCCUUCCAGUUUCUCCUAAAUAUACAGAAUGCUGACUGCCUGCUUCAAAGAUAUUUCCACUGGAAAUCCACUAAUGGAGACUUAAAAAUAAUCCACUAAAGUAUAAUAAUCAAUAUGAAUAGCUCACACAUAUUUAAUACACAGCAGCUUCAUGGGAAAAAUAUUUUAAAUGAAGAACAAGCCUCCUCAGUGAUAACUCUAAAAUUAUUCAACAAUGUACUAAUCAUAAAACAAGAUAAUCAUAAAAAAAGACUAAUCAUAAAACAAGAUAAUGCCAAUGACUGGGAAGGGUCUGGAGGUUUUCUCUGCUUCUGGCAUUCACUCCAGAUGCUGGAUCUUGGGAGUACAGGAUUCUAUCAGAGCUGGGAGACGGUCUCUUAAGGGCCCUGGGGGUGCUUUUUUAUCAGCCAGAAUUGAGAUAUGUCAAUAUACUACAAGCUAUUUAGUAGCUAUAUCAGACCUUAUCACCUGAAUGCAACCUUUGGCCUAAAUUUUAAAGGUGGUGACACACAUAGAUAGCAAUGAAAUGUUUCAAGAUUAAGUCAUGUUGUUUUAAUAAAUGAUGAUUUUUUUGAUAAAGUGAAUUCAAAUUACCAACCCAAGUGCUUUACUGAUUCAGUAAGCUGGCUUCAGAUAAUGUAUAAAGUUAGCCUACUUUGUUAAUUGAUAAAGCUAUACUUUUUCAUUUUAUUUUUUCAAGUUUUAAUUCACUUUUCCAAAUCAUGGUGGCAUAUACUCACAUGUCAUGCUUAUGAAGCCCACAUUAAGCUUUGUAUCUCUGUCCAAAUGUAUUGUGGUUGCCUAAUUUCAGGGUUCUAGUUUGGAAAUCUGAUUUCUUUUGUACCUGUUUUUCUAAUAUAUACCAAUUUUAAGCAUUAUCUUGCAAAAUACACAUAGGUGGAGUUUGAUUUUCCAUAAUUAACUCAAAUUUGUUUUGUAGCUAAAAUGUGGUUAUCCACAUAAUUGGAGAUCAGCAUCUUUGGGCUUUUAAUGGAGAACACAUCGCAUUGUGAUGAUGCUGGCUUUUCUGUUUUACGUUACUUUUGCUCUAUAGUUAUUUUGGGGAGUGUAAUGGCUCCGUAAGUAGUGACCCUCAGUGUUUAGUAACUUAGGUCAUUGCAUGACGUUGAUAUUCACAUAGCUUCUGUAUCAUUUUUUUCUGUAUUUUUUCCUUAGGAAUUUAAUUUGGGUCUUCCUCAAAUUUUACACCUUUUAAAAAAAUUCCAUGAAUGUGUUUUUCCCAACCUCAGAAUAUCAUAAUAAAUUACAAAAUAUGACCCUGGUUCCUAUUACCUUUAUCAAAAUGACAGCAAUUAAUUUUCUGUUGCUUUGUCAGUGACAUAAUAGCAUCUUAUGAAGUUUGUAUAUCUCUGUGAUGAAAAUGAGUCAUGUCAGAUUCCCUCUCUGAAGGGAAGUAAAUAAACAUUUGUAUAAUUCUCUGAAUUAUAAAUUAAUAUGUGUGGAAAGGUGAGUUAGGGAUUUGACUAAUUGCGCUGAGGAGAGUUAGCUCCAGUGCCAUUUUUUCUCUGUGCACUUUUUUCUCCAUGGGUUCAUUUCUAUCUGUCGCAGUCUAGCACAAAGGCAAGAAAUUGUAAAAUAGACCCAACAACAAAAGAAACAGGUCUUAAGUUAACUGUCAAUCUCUUAAGCAUUUACUUAAUAUUGCCCAUGCCCAUCUUAAAGGUUUAAUAAAGUAGCAGAAUAAAAAUAUAUUGUUGAAAUAGCCAGAGAUGUUUUUAUACAAAAUCCCAUUAAAUAAAUCUGAGCCCCUUUGUUAAUUUAGAAGUAUCAUGAUUCAUUUUAUUAAUAAACUUGUUUUCAUUUUAUUAAAACAAAUUUCUCUGACUGACUUAUAUCAUCAAAACAAAUCAAACAGGGUAAUAAAAAUAACAACUAUAGGUGACUGAUGUCCAACACUCAUAACAACUCAUCAUUUUCUCGUAGCCUCUGGUUCUGUACUUUCUCGUGUGUUGUUACAGAGGUCAAAGCUCUCUUAACAUGCCUCUAGUUCCUCGGAGGUAGGAAAAAUAAACUCAGCCUGCUUUAGACCUGUGUAUUUGCUUGAGUUGGUUUCCAGAAAGAGUAUGUUCUUAUUCCUGAAACAGUAUGAUCAUAGAGUUAAACUUCUCCUUUCUAUCCACGACUACUGUGCAGUCAACAUGUUCUUUCUGUUCCCAGCUUCUCCCAUCCUUCCAACCUCUGAGGCAUGCUAUUUUACAGUGGUCUGUUCUUUGAAAAAUUGUUUUUGUGCCCUCUCUUAAUAGUCACAGAUACUGACACAAAACUUCAAAAUGACCAGAAAACAUAAUGUAUAAAUUAUUUAAAAUAAAACAUUUUUUUAUAUCUCAUCAAA